CCUGUCUUUCCCCCCCUCAGGCCUGAUGUCCUGUUCCUGCACGGCCAGGCGUUCACCUCCAAGACGUGGGAGGCCUUGGGCACACUGGCACUGCUCGCUGGAGAGGGCUACCGUGCGGUUGCCAUAGAUCUGCCCGGCUAUGGGGAUUCUCCCCCAAUGGAGAUGGCGCUGACAGCACAGGGCCGGAGGGCAUUCCUGGACCGUGUCCUGCAGGAGCUGGGCAUGCAGAGGCCUGUUCUCAUCAGCCCCUCCAUGAGCGGCCGCUUUUCCCUGCCCUUCCUCCUGGCACACGGGGACCGGCUGGCCGGCUUUGUGCCCAUCGCACCCGUGGGCACCAAGGAUUUCACUGCUGAGCAGUACCGUGCAGUCCAGACACCCACUCUGAUCCUGUAUGGUGGCCACGACACUGGCCUGGCUCCCCAGGCCCUGCAGAACCUCCAGCACCUCCCUAAGCACCGUGUGGCCGUGCUGUCAGGUGCUGGCCAUGCCUGCUACCUGGACAAGCCAGAGGAGUUCCACCGGGCCCUGCUGGGCUUCCUGCGCCAGCUGAAGUGAGCACUGCCUCCUCCCUGCCAACAGAGGGGCCUCCGGGAGGCUGGGAGCCACAGACAGCUGGCAUGAGGGAUGCGGUUCCCUCCUGGGAUAUCCCCAGGACGGCGGGGGGUGGGACUAGAGGUGUCCCUUGCUGGCAGGAGGAACAGUCUGUCACGAGGCCAAUAAACUAAUGCUGCUCUGG
This is a messenger RNA of Zonotrichia albicollis (white-throated sparrow), 736 nucleotides long. Lineage: Eukaryota; Metazoa; Chordata; Aves; Passeriformes; Passerellidae. The record is from RefSeq and is a predicted model, not a curated record.